Stylonychia lemnae is the source of this 948-nucleotide messenger RNA. NCBI's taxonomy places the organism in Eukaryota, Ciliophora, Spirotrichea, Sporadotrichida, Oxytrichidae. The record is from the annotation of a GenBank genome assembly.
AUGAUAAACGAGCAAAAGAUCAACUAGAUUGUCCCAUUUGUUUGCAGAUAUUAUUUAACUCGGUUGAGUGCAGUAAUUGCCAGAAAUGCUUAUGCGCAGAUUAUGCAAAGUCCUGGAUUGAUAGUGCCAAGAGUGACAAAUGCCCAUUAUGUUAAGUAAAACUAGUAACUAAUGUCCUGUCCUCUCAAAUGUGGUUAUGAAUACUUAAGAAAAAAUAGAAAAAAGCACCUUGAAUCCUGCAGAAAAAUCAAGUAAAUAUGCGGUGAAUGUGGAUACUAGACAUUAGUUUAGAAUUAAGAAGAGGAUCCUCAUAAAUGCACCGACUACCUAAAGUAUUAGUUGAGACUUUCCUAAGAAAAAUAUGAACUAUAGGAGAAGUAGUUUGAAGAUUUUAAAAUUCAAUCAUAAAGCUAAGGAAAUAAACAUCUAAGUAUAUAAAAUAAGAGUGGUUACUAGAAUGAACGCUAAUACUUGACUACUAUGCAUAAAUAUCCCUUAGAAAAGUUGACAUUAAAUCAAAUGAGAAGACUCCCUAACCAUGCAAAGUAUUUGUUUGGCUGGUUGUGCAAUGGUAAUAACUUCAUAGGUUGUUAAAGUGGCUAAACUCUAUAAGGACCAUUUCGAUAAUUGCUUAAUGAAGUUAUCUAUCAUUGUAGCUAAUGCAAAUUUGACUUUUGUGAGGCUUGCUUUUAAAAGUACGGUAAUGUCCAUCACCAUGAUCUUUAGAGUUUAACAUAUCAGGCAGCUUGCAAAAUAAACAAAGCUUAUAUAGGAGGUUGGAAAUGCAAUGCUAUUAGGUAUUUUGGAUGUAAUUAAGGAUCUAUGGCUCAUAAAGAUCCCAAUGAGAUUUUGUAUCACGAUUCACAAAGAAGUUUCAAUUUGUGCCAAAAAUGUUUUAUAUUAUAUUCUAUCAAUGAUAAAGAUCGUAAUGAAGCUUUUGACUUAUGA